This is a messenger RNA of Paramisgurnus dabryanus, 7023 nucleotides long. It is a transcript of the gene myo5b, whose product is annotated as myosin VB. The record is from RefSeq and is a predicted model, not a curated record. Gene Ontology annotation, biological process: actin filament organization. Gene Ontology annotation, cellular component: myosin complex; actin cytoskeleton; cytoplasm. Gene Ontology annotation, molecular function: actin filament binding; ATP binding; microfilament motor activity. Lineage: Eukaryota; Metazoa; Chordata; Actinopteri; Cypriniformes; Cobitidae.
CAAGCUGGUUCCUGGCUUCAUACACUAUUCAGAAAGUACUCUUGAAAAUAGCAUGAGGAAUAUGAAAUAACCGAAAUAGUACCGAACUUUGGUAAUCGUUUUGUUUUUGGAUACUGGCAUGAUUUUUUGAGAGAGGAAAAUGCGUGAAUCUGAGCUUUAUGUCAAGUACACCCGGGUUUGGAUCCCUGACCCAGAAGAGGUAUGGAAGGGAGCUGAAAUCAUCAAAGAUUAUAAGGAGGGAGACUCCGUCCUUCACCUCCAAUUAGAAGAUGAAUCGACAUUAGAAUAUCCACUUGGUCCCAAAGACAAUCCGCUUCCAUUUCUUCGGAAUCCAGAUAUUUUGGUAGGAGAGAAUGACCUCACAGCUCUCAGCUACCUCCAUGAGCCCGCUGUGCUCCACAAUCUCAAAGUCCGUUUCCUGGAGUCCAAUCACAUUUACACUUACUGUGGAAUUGUAUUGGUGGCUAUCAACCCAUACGAACAGCUUCAGAUCUAUGGAGAAGAGGUCAUCAAUGCAUACAGUGGCCAGAAUAUGGGGGACAUGGAUCCUCAUAUUUUUGCUGUGGCAGAGGAGGCGUACAAACAGAUGGGCCGAGAUGAGAAGAACCAGUCGAUAAUAGUAAGUGGUGAGUCAGGAGCUGGUAAAACGGUUUCUGCAAAAUACGCAAUGCGGUUCUUCGCCACAGUGGGGGGUUCGGCCAGUGACACCAACGUUGAAGAGAAAGUACUGGCCUCCAGUCCUAUCAUGGAGGCCAUUGGUAAUGCAAAAACCACUCGAAACGACAACAGCAGUCGCUUCGGGAAAUACAUCCAGAUUGGCUUUGAUAAAAGAUAUCACAUCAUCGGUGCCAACAUGAGAACCUAUCUGCUUGAAAAAUCGAGAGUAGUGUUUCAGGCUGAGGAUGAGAGGAACUACCACAUCUUCUACCAGCUCUGUGCUUCAUCCUCUCUUUCAGAGUUUAAAGAUCUAGCUUUGACCAGUGCAGAAGAUUUUACGUACACCUCUCUUGGUGAGAACAUUUUCAUCGAGGGAGUGAACGAUGCUGAAGAUCUGGUGAAGACUAGAGAGGCUCUAACAAUGCUUGGCGUGAAGGACAUUCACCAAAUGAGCAUCUUUAAUAUAAUUGCCUCAAUCUUGCACCUGGGGAACGUGACAAUUGUGUCGGAGAGAGAUGGAGAAUCCUGUCAUAUUAACAAAGGUGACCCUCACCUGCAGCAUUUCACCCGGCUGCUGGGUAUAGAGCAGGACCAGAUGGAGCACUGGCUGUGUCGCAGGAAGCUGGUGACCACGGCCGAGACUUACGUGAAGAACAUGUCACAUGGCCAGGCGGUCAACGCCCGGGACGCUCUGGCCAAACACAUCUACGCCCACCUCUUUGACUGGAUCGUCGAGCACAUCAACAAGUCCUUACACACUUCCACCAAACAGCAUUCCUUCAUCGGGGUGCUGGAUAUCUACGGGUUUGAAACAUUUGAGAUCAACAGCUUCGAGCAGUUCUGUAUUAACUACGCCAAUGAGAAACUCCAGCAACAGUUCAACUCGCACGUGUUUAAACUGGAGCAGGAGGAGUAUAUGAAGGAGCAGAUCCCCUGGACGCUUAUAGAUUUUUAUGAUAACCAGCCAUGCAUUGACCUAAUUGAAGCCAAGCUUGGUAUCCUGGACCUUCUUGAUGAGGAGUGUAAGGUUCCCAAAGGAACAGAUAUGAAUUGGGCCCAGAAGCUGUACAGCAAGCACUCAGGCAGCGGACAUUUUGAGAAGCCCAGAAUGUCCAACAGCUCCUUCAUCAUUGUUCACUUUGCAGAUAAGGUUGAAUAUCAGUGUGAUGGAUUCCUGGAGAAGAACAGAGACACGGUUUAUGAGGAGCAAAUCAACAUCCUUAAGGCCAGCCAGUUCCAGCUGGUGGCCGAUCUCUUCCAUGAUGGUAAAGAAGGUACCCCUGUUCCAGCCUCCGGCAAGACCUCCAAAGUCAACGUUCGGCCUGCCAAACCCCAACCGAAAGGUCACAACCGCGAGCACAGAAAAACUGUGGGAACCCAGUUCAGAAACUCUUUACAUCUUCUGAUGGAAACAUUAAACGCCACCACCCCCCAUUAUGUGCGCUGCAUUAAGCCUAACGAUUUUAAGGAAUCUUUUGUAUUUGAUUCUAAAAGGGCUGUUCAACAACUGCGAGCAUGUGGAGUUCUGGAGACGAUCCGCAUCAGUGCUGCCGGGUAUCCAUCCAGAUGGACGUAUUUAGAUUUCUACAGCAGAUAUCGGGUUCUUAUGACAAAGAAGGAAAUGACCAGUGCAGAUAAGAAGUUGGUCUGUAGAAACCUGCUGGAGGCAAUGAUCAAGGAUCCAGAUAAGUUUCAGUUUGGAAAGACCAAGAUUUUCUUCAGGGCAGGUCAGGUGGCUUAUCUGGAGAAGCUUCGAGCAGAUAAGUUUCGCUACGCCUGCAUUAAGAUCCAGAAGACAGUCAGAGGAUGGCUACAGAGAAUUCGCUACCGCAAAAUCCGCAAAUCAGCCAUCACCCUGCAGAGAUACGGCCGGGGUUACAUGGCACGCAGAUAUGCAGAGAUGCUUCGUCUCACCCGUGCAGCUCUCAUUUGUCAGAAACGCUACCGGAUGGUUCGUGUUCGUCGGGAAUAUCUAAAAACCCGUCGUGCUGUGGUCACCAUUCAGGCCUUCGCCCGUGGCAUGUUUAUACGCAGACUGUAUCAGGAGUUUAUGCUUCACCACAAAGCCAUGAUCAUCCAGAAGACCGUGCGGGGUUGGCUUGUGAGGAAGAAGUAUCUCCGCGCCCGAAACGCUGCCAUCGUCAUCCAGUGUUUCUACCGCCGCGUGCGUGCCAAGCGUCAGCUCAAACAGCUCAAGAUAGAUGCCCGAUCGGCUGCACACUUAAAAAACCUCAACGUCGGAAUGGAGAAUAAAAUUGUUCAGCUGCAGAAGAAGAUGGAUAACAAGUCGAAAGAAUAUAAAACUCAAAAUGAGCAGCUGGCUGUUGCAAACACUGCUCUGGGAUCAGAGGUCAGUAAAUUGCAGAAAGAGCUGCAAACCCUUCGCACUCAGCAGACUGCUGGCACCUCACUGCAGGAUGAGCUUGAGCGGUUGAGGGCGGAGCUACAGGAAGCCCACGCCCAGAGGAAGCAGAUAGAAGAUGAGUUCAGCAAUGAGAAGCAAGAUCUCGAAAAGCGGGUAGAGGAGCUGCAGAAGGAGAACUCGCUUUUGAAGAAGGAGAAAGAGGAGAUGAACCAAAGGAUCCAGAACUCCACUCCGGGCAAGGGUGGAGAUGCGUCUAAGAAGGAAAGCCGUGUGCAGGCUGAACUGGAUGAAGAGAGAUUACGCUAUCAAAACCUGCUCAAAGAAUACUCCAGACUGGAGCAAAGAUAUGAAAACCUGCAGGAAGAGAUGUCCUCUGUUAAGUUUCAUCCCGGUCAUCGACGUAACCCCUCCAACCAGAGCAGUCUGGGCUCAGACUCCAACUUCCCAUCUAUCAGCAUGUCUGAUGUUGGAGACACUGAUGACACCAUCCAGCAAGUUGAGGAGAUGGGCAUAGAGAAGGCCGCCAUGGACCUCAGCGUGUUCAUGAAGCUGCAGAAGCGAGUACGAGAGCUGGAGCAGGAGAGAAAGAGGCUGCAAACCAGCCUGGAGAAAGUAGACGAUCUGAACAAACGCAAGAGUAAUGAGUCCAAUGGCUCUGCGUCAGAAGAGGAUAUAAAUGCAGACCUGGCCUACAACAGCCUAAAGAGACAAGAGCUUGAGACUGAGAAUAAGAAGUUGAAGAACGACCUGAAUGAGCUGAGAAAAGCAGUGGCCGUCAACGCCUCAGAAAACAGCUCGCCCAACGAGCUUCAGGAAGGCUAUAGCGUGCUGCUGAAUCAACUCAAAGAGGCCAAUGAGGAGCUGGAAGUGCGCAAAGAGGAAGUUCUUAUGCUUAAGACCCAGAUUGUCAACACCACAAAACAAUUAGAGAACACUAAUCACAUUAAUUCCAAUGACGUAUUAGAAUAUAACGACAAUAAGAACAAGAAGCCAGAGGACGUGGUGGAUGGCGAGUCGAAGAAGUUGCUGGAAGACCAGCUGAAGACGCAGUCUCGUAAACACAACGAUGAGCUGGAGGCUCUUCACACGCAGAUCGAAUUGAUGAGGAACGACUUGGAGACAAAGCAGGAGAUGCUUAACAACUUCUCCACCCUCUCUCCCGAGGCUCUGGUGGAGUUCAGCAUACAACAGGAGCUCACGCGUCUCACCAAUGAAAACCUGGAUCUCAAGGAAAUUAAGGAGAAGCUGGAGAAGAAUGAGAGGAAGCUGAAGAAGCAGUUAGGAAUCUAUAUGAAGAAAGUAAAGGAGUUGGAAGUGAGUCAGACCACCAGAAGCAGGCCAGAACUAACCAGACAGGUCACCGUGCAGAGGAAGGAGAAGGACUUUGAAGGCAUGCUGGAAUACUACAAAGAAGAUGAGGCCUUGCUGGUCAAGAGUCUGAUUACAGACAUGAAGCCCCAAUCUGUGUCAGCCACUGUCCCCUGCCUCCCUGCCUACAUCCUCUUCAUGUGCAUCCGUCACGCAGACUACAUCAACGACGACCAGAAAGUUCACUCACUCCUCACCUCAACCAUCAAUGCCAUCAAAAAGGUUCUGAAGAAAAACAACGAUGACUUUGAAAUGACCUCCUUCUGGUUGGCUAAUUCCAGUAGACUUCUUCACUGUCUGAAGCAGUAUAGCGGAGAUGAGGCAUUUAUGACUCAGAACACACCCAAGCAGAAUGAGCACUGCCUGAAAAACUUUGACCUUGCAGAGUAUCGGCAGGUACUGAGUGACCUUUCCAUCCAAAUCUAUCAGCAGCUCAUCAGAGUGGCAGAAGCAUUCCUGCAACCCAUGAUCGUAUCUGCCAUGCUUGAAAGUGAAAGCAUCCCGAGCCUGGCCGGGGUGAAGCCCAUGGGCUACAGGAACCGCUCCGCUAGUAUUGACUGUGAUAGCGGAGCUCCGGUGGGCUACACACUGCAGGCCCUGAAACGGCAGCUGGCGCAGUUUCACACCACCAUGGCGGACCACGGCUUGGACCCUGAGAUCUGCCAGCAGGUUAUUCGCCAGCUCUUCUACUCCAUCAACGCUGUGAGCCUCAACAACUUGCUCUUGCGCAAAGAUGUCUGCUCUUGGAGUACAGGCAUGCAGCUCAGGUACAACAUCAGUCAGUUGGAGGAAUGGCUGAGGGAAAGGAAUCUGCAUCAGGGUGGAUCUGUUUCCACGUUGGAACCUCUGAUCCAGGCCGCUAAGCUGUUGCAGAUGAACAAGAAGACUUCUCAAGACGCAGAGGCCAUUUGCUCACUCUGUAACUCUCUUAGUUUACAGCAGAUUGUGAAGAUACUAAACUUGUACACACCACUCAAUGAGUUUGAAGAAAGAGUCACUGUGUCUUUCAUCAGAGACAUACAGAAUCGCCUCCAGGAUCGAGUAGACAACCACCAACUGCUGGUGGACACUAAGCACACUUUCCCCGUGCUCUUCCCUUUCACGCCAUCUGCACUCAGUUUGGAGACCGUUCACAUCCCCGCAUCCCUCAGCUUAGACUUCCUCACACGGGUUUGAGAUCUCAAUCUCUCUGUUUUACUCUGAGCUCCACUGAGUCGUACCCAUGGCCUGCGGAAAGGAGCAAAGGCCCAUCGCAGACUGCUAACACCCAUACUAACAUCACCAAAUGUGUGGCUGGGAUUUACAUUAUCAGCAUGUAAAAGACGGACAAUUUCCCUGACCGACUAACUAUGGUGUAGUGCUGUAGUUUCUGUGUGUGUGUGUGUGUUCAGUGUUGUGUGAUGUAAAUAAGCUGUCUGCCUUUUCUUUUUUGUAACAUCCAACCAACCUUUUUCCUGGGUUCUUGUUGUUUAAUAUGACCAACGAAAUACAAGCAAGGCUGUAGGCCUUUCAAAAAAAGUUAAAACACUAUAUAUAUAUAUAUGGAUCGGGAUGUGUUCAUCUUUCACUAAUUUGUAUGAUUACAUAAAUUAAUAUAUGAUGGGCUUUGGGCUACUGACAUAAAACACUAAUGCAGGAUUUAUGUGUCUGAACGCUGAUGUAUCUGUAUUAAUAAGCACUAUUUUUUUAUUGUAAUGGAAAAGUGUAUUUUAUCAUCCUUGCUUGUGCCGAAACAGACACUCUCAUCUCAGAAACAUGGGCUUCCAAUGAAGAGCAGCACCAUUGUCCCGUUCACCUCCUGAUUUUUUCUUUCCCUAGGCGGACUAGAAUCCCAACCGGCUGCCAAGAUUCAUUCUCACAACUUCUAGCAAUUGAAAAAAGCAAUUCUCUGCAUUGCAGUGACUGUGGCCAGUAACCAAUCUGGAUCAGUCUUGACUCUAUAUGCUUGCUUUUUUUUACUGUGGCUAUGGUGACUCCUGUUCUGUUGGACAAUCGAAUGCAAAGACUUGAGCUAUGUCAUGGGCCAACAAAGCAGGGCCGAUCGGCUCUCCUGAUGGAUAUGGCAAGUUGAAGUAUGUGGAGCAGGAAGUGUGAGGACGUUGAGGGGAUAUUUAAUGUUCUGUCAAACACUUUGUGGUGGUUGUUUUUAAGGGGAAUCUAGAAUGUGCUGGAGUGUUAAGAGACAUGAUAUGUAAGCUGAGAGGAGUUAUACAAUGCAAAACGCCCUCCGAACUCUUUUUAUAGAAACAUUUUACUUUGCACAGCUCUGUAAAUAAGUGUGCAAUUAAAUAGCAAUAAUCACAAGCACUGUUUACUUCAAAAACUAUAAGAAAAUAAUUUUUAUAUGAUGGAUUUUUCCCCUUUUGUAUGUUGAAAAUCAGGAAUGCCAAUAGAGUGGCUUGUUCUGCAUGUCAAUUCAGGAGAGUUUUUAUUUUAAAACAUUCAUGUAUCUUUCAGUUUAAAUAAGGUUUCUGUGUUACCAGCCUAACGAAACUAUAACAUGGUUUCUAUGACUAGUAGCCUGUCAAAAUGUACACCACUGUCAAUUUUACAUGUAUCUCACUCCUUCUGUGGAUAUCACUUUCUGAAUUGAUAUAGUUCUUGGUGCCAAUAAAGGACUGUGUAUUUUCAUA